Neoarthrinium moseri is the source of this 486-nucleotide messenger RNA. RefSeq lists its product as uncharacterized. The record is from RefSeq and is a predicted model, not a curated record. Gene Ontology annotation, biological process: positive regulation of transcription initiation by RNA polymerase II. NCBI's taxonomy places the organism in Eukaryota, Fungi, Ascomycota, Sordariomycetes, Amphisphaeriales, Apiosporaceae. The coding region runs from base 1 to 486 and encodes 161 amino acids. Gene Ontology annotation, molecular function: transcription coactivator activity; DNA binding. The transcript has 3 exons.
AUGGCCGGCCCCAAGAGCGCAAAGCGCGUCCGUGACAGCGAUGACGAAAGCGAUAACGAUAUCCAGACCAAGACUACCAAGGCCACCAAGAAGGCAAAGACAGGCUCUGCAGAUGUUGAGACCGGCAACGAUGGCGACGGAAACCCUUGGUGGAGUCUCUCGGGCAAGCGCCGUGUUGCCGUCUCCGAGUUCAACAAGAAGCCCUACGUCAACAUCCGCGAAUACUACGAUGACAAAAGCAGUGGCGAGCUGAAGCCUGGCAAGAAGGGCAUCUCUCUCCCCCUCGAGCAGUACAAUGCUCUACUAAAGGCCAUCCCCGCAAUCAACGCCCAUCUUGCCUCACAGGGGCUCGAGGUCGCCGAUAUCCCUUCCUCUGGCCCGUCCGCCUCUUCCUCCAGCGCCGUCGAGAAGGCUGCUCCCCGGGAGAAGAAGGCCAAGAGGGCCAACAUCGAGGCCACUAGCGAUGAAGACGAGGAUGAGGAUUAG